AAAAUUCGCCUUAAAUUUUUCCACUCUCCCAUAAGUCCGACCGAAAUGAAGCAGGUUUUAUUUAUCUAAAAGAAAAGUAUAAUCAAUUUUAGUUUAAUUCAAAAAUGUUGUAUCAAAGAGCACUGUGCACGUUGGUCAACACAAAACACACUUUGCCAGCUAUUUCACAAUUCUCGCAAUUGCACUUAUAUUCACCGCGUACUAAUGCUGGGUCUGGGCUAGUUACGGUACAACAACCCAUCAAAAAAUGUAGUCCACUGAUACCACUCAGUUCUACCGCUGCCACUUAUGCCACCGAUGUGUACCAUGCCAAGGCCAGCAAUGAAGAGGGACUCCUGAAGAAAGUCCUCAAGAAAGUCGGAUUUGCCCACAACUCGAAAUCUCGUCUUCGAGUUUGCAGUCACAUUUUAUACGAAAGUGUCGCUGACAAAAUCAACUACCUAAAAUUCUUUGAGUACUUUAAUCUACCGAACACUUUCAACUCCUGGUUCCUGGUCACAGAGCUGCAUGUAUGGAUGCUCCUAGUGCGUGCCAUGGUUGAGGGCCCAGAAGCAGGAGAAGAUGGUCGUUUUCUGCGGAAUGCAAUAGUCGAAGCUAUGUGGAGUGAUGUCAAUACCAGAGCUAAAAAGCUUGGGGCUCAAAAUCCAUCUCGAACUCGGGCACAAAUCGAAACUAUGUCGGAACAAUUUCAAGCUGCUCUGAUAGGCUACGACGAAGGUAUCACGAGCGAUGAUCGUGUUUUAGCUGGAGCCAUUUGGAGACGUUUCUUUGAAAUGAAAUGUGACGACUUUACCAAAUUAGCGACCCUAGUUAGAUAUGUGAGACAGCAAAUCCAUAUGUUGGAUAGACUAUCGAGGGAAGAGUUUCUCGUCAAGCCGAAAAUUCCUUGGUUAGAUCUGGAGAAGGACACUUUAAACAUCAAACCUAAGUGAACAUUUUGAACAAGAGAGGCAGAAAAAGAGAGAGAAAGAUGUGUUUUUUGUUUUAAGGUCAUUUAUCAUUGAUUUUGUUGAAAAUGUUAAAGCUUCUUAAUUUAUUUCUCCUCGAACUCUAGAUAUAUAGGAAGUAAUAAACAAUGCAAAUAUGAAUGUUUUCAAAAGUUACA
Eupeodes corollae is the source of this 1105-nucleotide messenger RNA. It is a transcript of the gene Uqcc1, whose product is annotated as ubiquinol-cytochrome-c reductase complex assembly factor 1. Gene Ontology annotation, cellular component: mitochondrion. The transcript is spliced from 4 exons. The coding region runs from base 105 to 932 and encodes 275 amino acids. The record is from RefSeq and is a predicted model, not a curated record. NCBI's taxonomy places the organism in Eukaryota, Metazoa, Arthropoda, Insecta, Diptera, Syrphidae. Gene Ontology annotation, biological process: mitochondrial respiratory chain complex III assembly.